UUAGUAUAAGAAUUAAGUUUUUUGGAUUUUUUUUAGAAAAAUAAGAAUUAAAGGUGGAGUUGUUAAGAAAUUGACGUGUCUAUUUGUAUGUUUUUAAAGGAUUUUUUUAAUUUAUGUGGAAAAUAAAAUUUAUAAUAUUUUGGAUACUUGGAAUAUCGUUGUUGUAUGGGGUCGAAGGGAUUCCAAUUCUUGGGUUUCCUGUUAAUUCUCAAGUGCCACCUGUGGCACGAGUUUCUCAGCCAUUUCUUUAUAAAUUUGCGGGAAAUACGUUUUAUAAUAUUCAAGGAUCUGUUAGAUAUUCGGUAGAUAGGUUACCUUCAUGGUUACAUUUUAAUCCUCAAGAACGAACGUUUUUUGGGACACCUUCAAGAAGUGAUAUGGGAGCAAUUAAAUUUGAUUUAAUUGCAACGGAUUCUACAGGAUCAGCAAAAAAUCCGGUAACGUUUGUUGUGGUGGAUUUUCCGGCGCCAACUCUUAAAAUUCCUUUGGUUCAACAGUUAAGAAUGCAUGGUACAAUUGAUUUGAAUGGAGCAUUUGUUGUUUUACCGAAUCAAGCAUUUAGUUUUAUUUUAGAUAAGAAUACAUUUGAUGCGCGUAAUACUAGAAUAAUGACAUAUUAUUGUGUUUCUGGUGAUAAUACACCAUUGCCCUCUUGGGUUAAAUUUGAUCCUAAAACUCUUAAAAUAUGGGGAAUUGCGCCAUCUAUUCAAUCUAAAGGAGUGCCUCCUUUGUAUUUUUGGUUUAAUGUGAUUGCAGCAGAUGUUCUUGGGUUUUCUGGAGGUGUAGCAUCUUUUGGUAUAGUUGUUAGUUUACAUCAUUUGCAAUUGGGACGAUCUUAUUAUUCAAUAACAGCUGUAGUUGGGCGUUCAUUUGUAUUUCCAUUUCCAGCUAAUUCAUUGACAAAAGGAGGUGUUCCAAUUUCGUCAUCAGAGGCUUCGCGUUUUAAGUAUAGCAUAUCUACAUCAUCUUGGUUAUCCUAUAAUAAGAAUAAUUUGGCUCUUGUAGGAACUCCUAGUUCAAUGGAAUCGCCGCAGAAUGUUAUUGUUGUGAUUAUGGAUGGAACCUAUGGAAUUACAGUUUUUAUUCGAGUAAAUAUUGGUGAUCAUGAAAUUUUGCCAAGAAUUUUGCAGGGACCCUUGCAAGAAUCCCUUUCUCGUUGUGCCAGUGGCGAUCCUUCAUGUUCUCCAGUGAGUGUAGAAAUGGCUUCUAAAAAUACAAAUGUAGCUCCUAAAGUCUCAACAUUACCAAAUAUAAAUGCAAUAUCUGGGAAGUUUUUUUCAUAUAGAAUUGGUGAUCCUUCUUCUCUUUCUAGUAAUGAUAGAGUCGAAUUACAAUAUAGUCCAAGUGAUGCUUCAAAAUGGUUAAAUUUUAAUAGGGAUACUAUGAGAAUUAGUGGUGUCCCUUCAGAUGAAGGCACUGUGAAUGUGAAAAUUCAUACUGUUUAUGGAUCUGGUCGUUCUCGUGAUCAAUAUUUUUCAAUUUAUAUUAAUAAAGGUGAUGAAGAAAAUACAAAUAAGAAAGAUUUAAAAUGGUUUAUUGUUGGAGCAGUUGCUUUUGUUUUUCUUUUUAUUCUUUUUCUUAUUUUAUUUUGUUGUAUACGAAGAUCUAAGAGACGACGUUCUUCUACUGAUCAUAGGUAUAUUUCUCGUCCAAUUCCACCGGAUUCUCGGUAUGGGCAAUGGCCUACUAUGGAUGAAAAAACGUGGGAUGAGCCUCACAGACUUUCGGCAUUUAAUAUUUUCAAAUCGACAAGUGCAAAUGGUCUCUCUGGAUUUGUUGCUGAAGUUAAAGAAGCACCAGAUAAUACAAAAUCUUUAGAUUCAAAUAAAAAAUAUCGUAAAACAGAUGUUACUUCUCCUUAUUCAAUUCACGUGCUUCCUAUCAAAGAUGAGCCUAUUAAAAAGUCUACUGUUUUUGUCUCAAAGGGAAAUAUGCAUCCUGCUUCUAAUAACUCUGAUGUUUCGUCAUUUUUGCCUAUGGGGCCCCCAGGAUAUGGGCAACCACAUCGGUCAUGGCGUCGAACGACUCAGGGUAGUUUUUUUUGGCCUUCUAGUAGUACAUAUGAUGAAUCAGUUAUGGCUUCAGGUUUUAAAGAUUCACAAGCAAAUGAGCCAUAUACCGUGAGAUUGGUAAAUGACUCUAUAACUCAUUCAGAUGAAUCUUCUGGCGUAAUAAGUAAUGCGAUAACUUCAAGUACAUCUCAUAAUUCUUCAAAUGAUUUAUCAAGAAAGACUAGUGAUAGUAAAAUAACUCUUGGAUCUUAUUCUGAGGAUUCAAUAAUAUCGAAGGCUAGCAUAAGUCAAAAUAGAGAAGAUAAUGAUACACAUCGUCUCAGAAAAAAUGAUACAUAUUCAAGGGUUCGUCCAUGGUCUGCACAUUUAAGUGAAAGAGAUUCAAUUGAUAGUCUAAGUUUGAUGAGUAGUGAACAUUCUAGGAAUGAAUUUCUAUGUGAUGAGGCUGAUAAUCCAUAUUCAAGUUAUUUCGGUGAUCACAACAAACGUUCUCAACCUAUAAGAGGUAUUUCUGGUUCUGAUCCUCUUCAAUUUCAUAUUCCAACAAGACUAUCUACAUCUUUACACACUUCUAUACAAUCUUCCUCAAAAUCCGAAAUCUCUUCCUCCAUUCCUAAUAGGAAAACUCCCAUAUUAAUUAAGCCAACUAUGGUUGAUCGUCCAAAAUUAUUCGAGUAUUCUCGCUCUAAUCGAACAAAUACUCAUUCACAUAUUCCUUCCCGUGAUUUAUCUUCUAAAAUCGCUUUUGUAUAA
Messenger RNA from Pneumocystis murina B123, 2765 nucleotides. RefSeq lists its product as hypothetical. Gene Ontology annotation, cellular component: membrane. The record is from RefSeq and is a predicted model, not a curated record. The transcript is spliced from 3 exons. Gene Ontology annotation, molecular function: calcium ion binding. The coding region runs from base 114 to 2765 and encodes 883 amino acids. Lineage: Eukaryota; Fungi; Ascomycota; Pneumocystomycetes; Pneumocystales; Pneumocystaceae.